GUCUCAUCUCCUUCCCACUUUCCUUUCUCUACGCUUCUCGACCUUCGGAAGCGUAAUUUUCUCUCUCUCUCGAGGAGUAUAUAACCACAAAGAUAUAUAGAGUGAGAGAGAGGGGGAUAAGGAGGGUCGAGUCAGAUACUCCCAGCAUUUCUCGCUCUUCAUAUCUCAAUCCGACGUCGUCAGGUUUGUGUUCGAUUGCCUUGGUGCUUUCCUUGCAAUGGCUGCCACUGCGACUCUCUCUUCUGCAGGUCCGCGGUAUGCACCAGAGGACCCCACGCUCCCCAAACCAUGGAGAGGCCUUGUUGAUGGUAAAACUGGGUACCUUUACUUUUGGAAUCCAGAGACAAAUGUCACCCAAUAUGAAAGGCCUACAAGCUUUGCUCCUCCACAGAAGUCCAUUUCAGUGCCUAUUAGUUCUUCUGUCCAAGUUCAACAAUCUUCUCAAGGACAGCGUCAUGGCUAUGGUCCUGAUGGCAGAGGCAGCAGUGGUGGGUCAAAACCUGAGGCCGGAUCAAGGAGUCAGCAGAGUGAAAGAGGUGGAACUGUCCAUUCCAUAAAUGCUCCAAAUGGGACACUCGGUGCUGGACAUGGAGGAUCUUCCACACGAGGAGCGUCAGAUGUAGGAGCUGGCCUCUCUGCAGAGUCUUAUCGUCGUCGGCAUGAAAUAUCCGUUACUGGUGAUAAUGUGCCUCCACCUUUUACAUCAUUUGAGUCUACUGGUUUUCCAUCAGAGAUUCUUAGAGAGGUACACAAUGCUGGGUUCCCUGCCCCAACUCCAAUUCAGGCACAGUCAUGGCCGAUUGCUCUUCAAAGUAAAGACAUAGUGGCCAUUGCCAAAACUGGUUCUGGGAAAACUUUGGGUUACUUGCUUCCAGGAUUUAUUCAUCUCAAGCGCUGCCGUAAUGACCCUAAGUUGGGUCCAACCGUGUUGGUAUUGUCACCAACAAGGGAGUUGGCAACACAGAUACAAGAUGAAGCUGUGAAGUUUGGACAGUCAUCAAGACUUUCUUGCACGUGUUUAUAUGGAGGAGCACCGAAGGGACCCCAGUUAAGAGAUAUAGACAGAGGAUCAGACAUAGUGGUUGCCACUCCUGGGCGCUUGAAUGAUAUUCUUGAGAUGAGGAGAAUUAGCCUUCAUCAAGUUUCUUACCUUGUGCUUGAUGAGGCUGAUCGCAUGCUUGACAUGGGUUUCGAACCUCAGAUAAGGAAGAUUGUAAAGGAGGUGCCUCCUCGCCGCCAGACCCUCAUGUAUACAGCAACAUGGCCAAAAGAGGUUCGGAAGAUUGCAGCAGAUCUGCUGGUCAAUCCUGUUCAGGUUAACAUUGGCAAUGUGGAUGAGCUUGUCGCAAACAAGUCCAUCACACAGCAUGUUGAAGUGUUGGCACACAUAGAGAAACACAGACGACUGGAGCAGAUAUUGAGAUCUCAAGAACCAGGAUCAAAGAUAAUUAUCUUUUGUUCAACCAAGAAGAUGUGCGACCAACUUGCCCGCAAUCUUAGCCGCCAGUUUGGUGCUGCUGCUAUUCAUGGAGACAAAUCUCAGGGUGAGAGGGAUCAUGUUUUGAGUCAGUUCCGGACUGGGAGGUCUCCGAUUCUUGUAGCAACUGAUGUUGCAGCUCGAGGACUGGAUAUCAAGGACAUCAGGGUGGUUGUCAACUAUGAUUUCCCUACAGGAGUCGAGGAUUAUGUUCAUAGGAUUGGGAGGACGGGGAGGGCAGGUGCCACUGGUCUGGCUUACACAUUCUUUGGUGACCAGGAUGCCAAGUAUGCUUCAGAUCUCAUGAAAGUUUUGGAAGGCGCAAAUCAGCGAGUCCCUCCAGAAAUUCGUGACAUGGCUUCUCGUGGUGGUGGGAUGGGCCGGUCUAGACGCUGGGGAUCUGGUUCUGGUUUUGGUGGUCGUGAUGGGGGCCGUGGGGGGCGUAAUGAUUCAGGUCAUGGUGGAAGGGGUGGGUGGGCAUUUGCUCCACCCUCUUCUGGCCGGUCAGAAAGAAGUGGGGGUCGUGGCUAUGACUCUGAGGCACGUGAGAGGUAUGAACGUCGCAGUCGGAGCCCCACCGUUGGAUCUGCUUUUGGUGAUCGUAAUAAGAGUUGGAACCGUGACCGCAGCCGUAGUCGUAGCCCUGAUAGGUAUGAUAGGGUUCCUCAGGCUCGUGAGCGCUCCCCAGCGCGCAGUUUUCACCAGGCAAUGAUGGAACGUAAUCGGUCAUCCCAGAAUGGUGAGACUACAAGGGAACCCAAGGAUGGUGGAGGAUUUGCCAAAGGACCUCAUUCUUCUUAUUUGGGGGAAGAAGAAGAAGGCAUGAUUCCUCAGGAUGAGGAUGACAUGUACCGUGCAGCAGAUGAUGCUAUACUUCGUGGGGCUUAAAGAUGCGGUUAGAGCAUGUCAUCUGGUGCUAUACUUUUUGUUCGUUGUGUAGUGUUUGAAGUGUAAGUAGGGGCUGUAACUAGGGCGACCAUGGUGUAGAAGUUGACUUUAUGUAUUGAGUUUGGAGGGGCCUAAAGACUGAACCAGAUGGAUCCCUCUUAAACCUUUGACAACCUUUUUUGUUCUCUUUCUUGCUUUUGGUAGGAAGAGAAAGGGGCACCGACCACUCACAAAAUGUUUUGAUAUAUCUGCUUUGUAAUACAAUGACCUUCAUAGCCAUUUACUAUAGUCAUAUUUCAUGGUCUUGAUAUU
Molecule: messenger RNA, 2677 nt
Organism: Corylus avellana
Lineage: Eukaryota; Viridiplantae; Streptophyta; Magnoliopsida; Fagales; Betulaceae
Product: DEAD box RNA helicase family protein
Molecular function (GO): nucleic acid binding; RNA helicase activity; ATP binding
Source: RefSeq, a predicted model, not a curated record